CAAAAGAAAAUCACUUUCCAUUUCCUUCCAUCACUUUCCAGCUGGUUGAGGAUUUUUGGGUUUUUGGAUCCAAAGCCUUCUCUUUUCUCUCUCUCUCUCUCUGAAUCUUGAAAUAGUCCAUCUGUCUGUCCAUGCCAUCAACCAGAUCAGUCACAGAAAUUAACUUAAUAAAAUCCUAAAGCUGACAUCUGUGAAGCUGUAAAUGGACCAACCUCCUAUUGUCCAUAUCCCAGGGUAAACCUCUAUUCAGGUAUAAUACUUAUAUGUUACUGAUUUGAAGGCAUAAAAAUUGAACCUUUGUUGAGCUAAAUAAGGAGAUAAUUUUCAGGUUCGAACCCUGCGCUAUGUAAACUAAGUCUGGUAUUUAAGUGGAAAAUGAUAGAGAGACGGGCUCAUUAUCCCGAGUUCGUAGGUUACAAUCGCGUUCCUAAGGGUUGGUUCCAUACGGAUUUCUCGGUCAUUAAAAAAUAAGGAGAUAAUUUUCAGGUUCGAGCCCAGCACGAUGCAAUCUAAGUCUGGUAUUUAAGUGAAGAAGAAUCACUAUCCUCAAAUUUCGACGGUUACAGUUGUUUCUAAGGGUUGGCUCGAGACGGAUUUCUCGGUCAUUCAAAAAUAAGGAGAUAAUUUUCAGGUUCGAGCCCUGCUUCAUGCAAACGAAGCCUAGUAUUUAAGUGAAGAAAGAUAAAGAGGCGAGCUCAUUAUCCUCAGGUUUCGACUGUUACAAUUGUUUCUAAGGGUUAGCUCCAGACGGAUUUCUCGUUCCUUAAAAAUAAGAUAAGGAGAUAAUUUUGGGUAUUUUAAGUGAUCAAAUGGGGUCAUCUGGAUUUUUCCUCUUAUGUAUUCUUCAUUCUAUGGUGGCCUUAACAUCUGGAGGUUUAAUGAUGUUUUAUAGCAAUGAGGUAUUUAUAUUUAGUCAUGGCAAAGAACGUGCUAGUAAACUUCUGGGGUCAACACCACAUGAUCAGUUAAUAAUCCAAAUAUCAGAUUCAUUUUCUGGACUGCUUUUAUUUGCAAUUGGACUUUUCUUGUUCAUGGUUGCAUUUAUAAAGGAUAGAGAGUUUCAUGGAUUCUUUGCUAAGGGAUGUAUUCUUCUUCAUAUUGCUAUGGCUAUUUGGAGAAUGUACUUUGAGAGGAAACUUGAAGAGGAUCUUGGCCGUGAUUGGUUGAGACUUGUUGUUGCUGACAUUGCUUUAGGACUUUCUUGGGUUUUCUUUCUUGUUUACUCUUGGAGAGAGAAGUAUGAUUAGUCUGGUUAGAGUAGCGUGCCCGUUAUCCACUGAAUUUCGAGCAGUGUGCCACUAGCUCCAUUAUCAUUCGAGCUUCGAACGGUGCACUAUUGUGUCCAUUAUCGCUAAGUUUUGGACGGUGCGUUGUUAACGGUCAGGGGGUUUCUCGGUUAUUAAAAAUAGUUGGAUUAGUCUUUGUAAAGGGCGUGCCCGUUAUCUAUCGAGUUUCGAACAGUGCGCCGUUGUGUUCAUUAUCCACCGAGUUUAUACGAAACUCGGUGUGCUGCUGACCUUCAAGGAUUUCUCGGUUAUUAAGAAAAAGUUUGAUUAGUCUUUGUUUGCAUAUUUAUAUUUUUAUUCACAGGACGACAAAAUCGUUCUUGUUCAAGUAUCAAUCAACUACGUCUCAAUUCCGAACUAGUUGGAUUGCUUGGGGCAUCGUAUGGAUAUGCUUGUGUGAUAGGAAGCUACGUUGCAAGUUAAGAUUUUGAAACACAAAUAAGAUUGUGUUUCUUUGCUUCAAUCUUGAACAGUACUCUCUUCUUCUUUUUUUUGUGGACAAAGUUUGUAUAGUACUUCCUUUUCUCCCGUAAUUAUCUUUGAUGUAAUUUUGUUGAUAGAAAUGAGAAGUGUUUGUGAUUUCCUUAA
Molecule: messenger RNA, 1874 nt
Organism: Nicotiana tabacum (common tobacco)
Lineage: Eukaryota; Viridiplantae; Streptophyta; Magnoliopsida; Solanales; Solanaceae
Source: RefSeq, a predicted model, not a curated record